Molecule: messenger RNA, 1144 nt
Organism: Mollisia scopiformis
Lineage: Eukaryota; Fungi; Ascomycota; Leotiomycetes; Helotiales; Mollisiaceae
Exons: 2
Coding region: 199-990 (263 amino acids)
Biological process (GO): regulation of DNA-templated transcription
Molecular function (GO): zinc ion binding; DNA-binding transcription factor activity, RNA polymerase II-specific
Source: RefSeq, a predicted model, not a curated record
UUUCAUUUCUUUCUCUAACCAAUAAGAGGCAUAAACGGAGACUGAUAUACACCUAUCUAUUCUAUGUAAUCCUAAGCAGGAUCGAUAUGCUUGCGGCAACAAUCAAGUGCGAGUCCAGCUAUAUCUACGCCACCCGCAACUGAAUGUUCUUGUCCUUGACACUUUCUGCCUAUACUUCACACAUGAUUCGCAUUUCAUAUGAAGAUGGGCCCACCAGAUUCUUCCAAUCGUCUGUCCAACUUUAGAUCUGCGUCGGGCGUUGGUCAGGCACAACAACGGCAGCAGCAUUUAGCAUGCGAUAGAUGCAGAGGUCAGAAACUCCGGUGUAUACGCACUUCGAACCUACAUGCUUCAUGUCAAAGAUGCCAGAAUGCCGGCGCAACAUGUGUUACUGAUCCUUCGGUGCGCAUGGGACGACCUCAACGUUCAGAUAAAGACCGACGAAAGGCAACAAACAAUUCACACAAAUCCCAACCAAAACAUCCACCAAACUCACCCAAUUCACGACAGUCACCAUCUCCGACAUCUUCGAAGAACUUCACCACCAAUAGCAAUGUCUGGACGGGUCCGGAUCUGGAAGAGUCAAUUGAUUCCAAUCUGAUGGAUGCACAAAAUCAGAAUUCUCUUGAUUUCGAACUUCACCACGUCGAACUUGACAACGAGCAAACGUGUAUAUCCCCGUCGCAAAAUAGUUUUGACAACGUCUUCGAUCUUUUCUCUCCUCAUGUACCUCAAAAUCUCGACGAUUUUGGUGCGUUUGGAUUUGGGACCGAAGGAACAACCGUCUCUCUACAAGAAUUCCCAUUUGUAUCAAUUGAACCGGUUACAAUUGACCAAACUACAGCUAGACAGCCCAAAGAUGAGGAAAAUCCCAAACUUCAAGCUCGGGUGGUUUCUAUACCAACGCCACAGGAAGCAGUCGAAAAGGUCUCAAAUCUGAACCUCGAACUUCACCGACAACUGAGCAUCAUUGGUCGAAAGGAAGAAUAAUUUGGCAUCACGGAAGCCAGCUCAAUGGAGAGCGUUGGCAGGCAAAACGUUCUCUCGCCUGCCAUUAUUUUCAUGAUUCAAGGGCUGCAGACAUUUCACGGAUUACUUGUCAAUAUUCUUAGCACGGCAUAUCAAACUUGACUCGAAGUUUUGG